Oncorhynchus nerka (sockeye salmon) is the source of this 2611-nucleotide messenger RNA. RefSeq names its product RNA-binding protein Musashi homolog 2-like. Bases 126 to 1238 code for a protein of 370 amino acids. Gene Ontology annotation, cellular component: cytoplasm. Gene Ontology annotation, biological process: central nervous system development; regulation of translation. The record is from RefSeq and is a predicted model, not a curated record. NCBI's taxonomy places the organism in Eukaryota, Metazoa, Chordata, Actinopteri, Salmoniformes, Salmonidae. The transcript is spliced from 13 exons. Gene Ontology annotation, molecular function: mRNA binding.
AGGGAGACAGGCUGAGCUGAUUCCACGUGUGACGCUUGCAUUCCCAGCUCAGUGAUAUUUUCUUUAGCGGGCUUCGGUGUAGCCUUGUGCGUCUUCGUUAGUUACUGGCUAUAGUUGGGUUAGCUAUGGAGGGAGACGGGAGCCAAGCCACAUCUGGAGGAAACCCUAAUGAUUCUCAACAUGACCCGGGUAAAAUGUUUAUCGGUGGCCUCAGCUGGCAAACUUCGCCAGACAGCCUUAGAGACUAUUUUACUAAAUUCGGGGAAAUCAGAGAAUGUAUGGUGAUGAGAGAUCCAACGACAAAACGCUCCAGGGGCUUCGGAUUCGUUACUUACGUAGAUGCUGCCAGUGUAGAUAACGUCUUAGCUCAACAACACCAUGAAUUAGACUCAAAAACGAUCGAUCCAAAAGUUGCCUUCCCUAGACGUGCUCAGCCCAAGAUGGUCACAAGAACAAAGAAAAUAUUCGUAGGAGGAUUAUCAGCGAACACAGUAGUUGAAGAUGUGAAGCAGUAUUUUGAACAGUUUGGCAAGGUGGAGGACGCCAUGCUUAUGUUUGACAAAACGACUAACAGACACAGAGGUUUCGGCUUUGUAACUUUCGAGGUUGAGGACGUUGUGGAGAAAGUAUGCGAGAUCCACUUUCAUGAAAUCAAUAAUAAAAUGGUAGAAUGCAAGAAGGCUCAGCCCAAGGAGGUGAUGUUCCCUCCAGGUACGCGAGGCAGGGCCAGGGGCCUGCCCUACACCAUGGAUGCCUUCAUGCUGGGGAUGGGCAUGCUGAGUUACCCAAACAUUGUAGCAACGUAUGGCCGUGGAUACACUGGUUUUGCCCCGAGCUACAGCUACCAAUUCCCUGGCUUCCCAGCGACGGCGUAUGGACCGGUGGCAGCAGCGGCAGUGGCGGCAGUGCGUGGCUCAGGUAGGGGGGCCCGUGGAAGAGGUGGCUACAUGGCAUACCAGCAGAACGCAGGGGCAGGGUUCCCAGAUUAUGGGUUCUAUUCCGGGGCCGGGCCCAGUGACCUGCGGGGGCCGCCCUGCUCCUUUGCCGACUUUGGCUCCCUGGGGCCCCAUGCUGCUCAGAUGCUGCAGCACAGUGAGCAUCAUGCCACCUCCGCCUGCAACUCCCCCCUCCAGCACCACCUGCAGCACAGCCCGGACCCCUUUAAGAGCCCAGCAGAGUAUUUCAGGAGGCCCGGGGAAGACCGGGCGGAGUUUUUAACUGGCUAUGUGAACAGGUGAUGCCAUCCAACGCCAAGCACUACAGCAUCAACCCACAGGAGGAGAGUGGAGGCGGCACCACGUGAAGAAGAACUGAAGAAAAUGUCAAAAUCAUCUCAGAAAAAUAAACUACAAUCUGCUGUACUAUAAUCCAAACCUGGCGUUCACAUCCUUAAUAUCCAACUGUAACCUAGUACCUUUGUGUAGGAUUUAGGUGUUUUUUUGUCCUUUAAAUGUUCCUUAUUUUAAAUCUGUUUAGUUUAUGUUCAUUAUUUUCGGUGUAGUCUUCAAAUUAAUAAGGGAAGAUUAAUUCUAAUUUUAAUUUACUCCAAUAUUUUUGAUCCUCUCUGAAAUUAGUAACUAUUUAUGUAAACUGGCUUAUUUCAGUUUUUUUUUUUCAGAUUGCUAUGUUGCUAUGGUUGUUUGCUUUUAUUCUUGCUGAUGGAAAAAUGCAGGUGUCAGUUUGCACAUACAAGAAAACUGACAUGAACUGAUGAGGCCUGAAGAAAGGCGGUGUUAAUUAAAUUUUAAGAGUAACUAAUAUAUCUUAGUAGCUUUUUUUUUGUUUAUUUUAAUGUUGUUAAUUACCUAUUUUGGGCAAUAAGAGGACUACAAUAUUUUCACAGUCCUUUUUUACAAAUGUUUUUGUUGUCAGGAAAAAAUAACCUUUCCUUUUAAUACUUUGUGAAUUCAGAUUUUAAGAAAAAUAUAACUGUAAAUAUUAUUCAAAUCACUGCAUAUAAUCGUUUCAGAGAGAACCAUAUUUUUGUGAUGGUUCAUCAUAAAAGGCUGUAAUGUGCAAGAGUGAAAGUUUCAAAGACGAGGACAUUUAAUGCUCUUAAGUCGUAUCAUAAUCCAUUUGUAGCACAAAAUGCCAUGAUAACCCCACUCGAUCCUACAAGAACACUGUUGGCUUGCUCUGUAAAUACUGUUGUCUUUCUUACUGUGCUAAUGUCAUACCAGCAUACUGUUCUGUCUUCUACAUAGUGAGCUCAAAAGUGCACAGCUUCUAAAAGAUGACACAAGGUUAACACUGGACAUUGCUACACAAUGUCUCUCAAAGAGGACACCGGCUCAACUUCUUCUAGACUCUCGCAAGUGAAACGCUACUGUAUCUGUGACUGAAGUCAAUACUAUAUAAAAAAAGAACAUGAUACAAAUCGAAAGCACACUUUUACUUUGUAUUAGUUUGAAAAUACCAGAUGUUGAAUACUAUUGUCCAGAUACAUUUCACACCAAUCUGCACGUGUUCCAUUUUGUUCUGGUUAUCUUCAGUGUUUGUUUUCCUUAUUAUUAACGCUGUGUAUCCAUUUUGUUCUGGUUAUCUUCAGUGUUUGUUUUCCUUAUUAUUAACGCUGUGUAUCCAUUUUGUUCUGGUUAUCUUCAGUGUUUGU